AAAAUUUAAUUUAUUAGAAUGUGGCGGUUUAAUUGAUGAACGUUUUAUGGGCAUGUCUGGCGAAUUGAGCAGUCCAGGGUUUGGAACAUCCUCCAAUUACAGUAAUGGUUUGGAGUGUCUUUGGUUACUUAGAGCACCUGAAUCUUACGUUGUUGAGAUAAAAUUCACAACAAUGGAUUUGGAAUAUCACAUUGAAUGUUCACUUGAUAUGUUGGAAGUUAUUUCUGGUGAACGGCAAUCUUCGGCUGUUAUUCACCGAUAUUGCAAUUCUGAAAGUAUGGGAGAAGAUCAGAAACUACCAGAACGUUUUCGAACUAUUCGUUCUGCCGGCCGUUCUUUAACACUUCGUUUUCACACUGACAGUACGAUAACCGCCCGUGGUUUUUCUCUUCAAUAUACAUUUUCCUUACCAAAUUCAAAACAAUGUGGUUUCAAUCUCCAUUCACUUGCCGGCGGAUUUAUUCAAUCCCCUGGCUAUCCAUUAAAUGAUUAUUUAAAUAAUACAAAUUGUUUGUGGGAUUUACAAGUCCCUACUGGCUAUUAUAUAUUAAUUACUUUUGAAUAUUUUGAUAUUGCACAAUCAAUUGAUUGCAAAAAUGAUUUUUUAAAAAUCUCAGAAGAGCACCAAUCACGUGCUAUAGUCCCUCUACGUUCUUAUUAUUUUUAUUUUGAUCAUGAAUCGCCUGGCCAAAAACUUUGUGGAAAUAAAUUACCUUCACCUAUUCGAACAGAAAGCAACAGAGUUAAAAUUAAUUUUACAACAGAUUCUCGUAAAACAGCAAAAGGAUUUAAAUUACGUUGGGAAGCGGUUUGUGGAGGUGCUGUAUUUCGAAAUAAUCAUGGUGUAAUAACCUCUCCAAAUUACCCAAUUAAUUAUCCAAAUAAAGCAACACAAUGUGAUUACCUUAUUGACCCAGAAGUACAGCCAGGAAUUACACAAAUUGUUACUUUAAAAGUUUUGGAUUUUGAUUUGGAUAAUACAAAUUUUGUUGAAUUUAAUAAAAAUAAUAAUCAGCGACGGUUAUGUUCUUCUGAUUAUUUGGAGAUUAAGGAUGUUGAACAAAAUGUUACUGUUCAAUUACUUUGUGGGGCUACUUUCCAAGCUGAUUCAGCGGAGGCUGUUUCCAUUAAAGGGCCAAUUGGUGUCCGUUUUGUAACAAUUCGUUCACAAUUUUCAUCAGAUUCUUCCAAAUGGAAAAAUCGUCGCGGUUUUAAAUUAUCUUAUGCAUUAGCAGAUUGUGGGGGUGAUGUAAAUUUAGUGACAGAUCAACAAUCAUUUCGAUCACAGUCAGUUUAUAUCACUUCCCCAGCUUUUCCUCUCCCCUACCAUCAUUCAUUCGAUUGUGUUUGGAAUAUAACUGCUUCUUCUGAUUAUAUAAUCUCUUAUAAAUUUACUGAUUUAAAUAUAGAAAUGGGGGUGCAGGGCGAUUGUCCCUUUGAUUCUGUUGAAGUUUUUGACGGAAAGGAAUUUAAUAAUCAAAGCAGAAAAUUAAUUAUUUGUGGGGAUAAAGCACCCGACGGUGAAAUGAAAAGUAGUGGUCCUGGAUUACUUGUUCGAUUUAGAAGUGAUCACAGUACAAGUUUUGAUGGGUUUAGAAUGGUAUUAACAGCAACAUUGGGACCUUCCAAAGGUUGUGGAGGUCCUCUUAAAGCUUUGGAGAAUGAAUGGAAGAAAUUAAACGUUCCAAUUGAUCUACAAACUGAGAAUUAUUAUCCAAAUCUUCGUUGUGAAUGGAAUAUUGAAGCUGAACGUGGAAAUCUUAUAGAAAUUCGUUUAAUUGAAUUAAAAUUAGAACAAAAACCUCCACAACAAGAACAACAAAAUUCUGUUAAUUCAACUUUAGCUAAUUAUGUUGGACUUUCUUUUUUGGAAGUUACCCCUUGUUUUGAUUAUAUAGCUAUUUAUGAUGGACCUAAAGCAACUUCCCCUCUAUUACUUCCUCCAAGUUGUAGUUUACCUUUAACUGACAAUAAUGAAUUAAAUCCAAAUUUUAUUUCAUCCCAUCGCCAAAUUGAUGUAUUUUUCUUUUCUGAUUCUAGUACAGAAUUGGCUGGAACUGGAUUUCAAGCUGAGUUUAGAGCAAUUAAAUCCGACUGUGGAGGAGCUUUUUUGGCUGGCCAAGAAUGUUGUCGCUGGUUUCUCUAUACAGAAAAACAACAACCUUUGGAAGUUAUUUUUGAAAAAUUUUCAUUUCCAUCAACCAGCGGUAAUUGUUUGGAUGAAUUUUUGGAACUUCGUGAUGUCGGGGCUUUAAGUGAAUGUCAACAUCCUGCUUGUGCUACAGAACCAUUACAAGGAAAAAAGGAAAGAACUAUACGUACAUGUGGAGAUAAUGCACCUCAAUGGUACAUUUCAAGUACUUCAGUUAUACAAUUAACUGCUUCUGUUCUUCUCCAAAGCCAAUUCUCUGCUAGUUUCCGUAUUCGUUUUCGAACUCUUUCUGCUUGCAAUCGAAGUAUUGAAAUUGAUGGGAACGUUCCCGAUGGUGUUUCAUUAGCUUCUGGACGUAUUACUUCUCCCAAUUAUCCCCAUUCCCCUUAUUUGGCUAAUUCUAGUUGCACAACAAAGUUAAUUGCAGCCGAAGAUCAUCGUUUCUUUCUCGUUUUUAAACAUUUUGAAUUAGAAAGGGGCCGUCACAGAAUGUUACCUCAAUCAAUGUUUUAUCGUUUUCGACCAAUCGGUGCUAAUUCAGAUAAUUUUAUUGGUACAGCAACGAGUGGGGCUGAUAAUUGUUUAUAUGAUUAUUUAAAUAUUUGUUGUUUAUCUUCAAAUAAUCAAUUAAAUGUAAUUAAUUUAAAAAUAAAAUUAAAAAUAAUUUUUUUAAAGACAAAUAAUUCAUUUGAAAAUACAAAAACUUUUUGUGGUUCUUGGUUACCUCCUUCACUAAUUUCUGAAAACAACAAAAUUGAACUUACUCUUACUACGGAUGCUUCUAUUAUGGGAAGUGGUUUUGAAAUUAAUUAUUAUUCUGUUAGGAUAACAACUUCAAAUAAUUUACAAAUUUAUGAAUUAUCGCCAAUACGUGAAAGAUCAGGUGCAUUAACAAGUAUUAAUUACCCAAAUAGUUAUCCACAAAAUUGUUUAUUACGUUCUACUUUAAUACCCCCAACUGGAUUUUUCUGUACUGUUCGUAUAUUAAAUGCUGAUUUUGGUAAUGAAUGUAGAGAUUCAAAACCUCCUGCCAAAUCUGCUCUUUCACCAAUAGACACAUCAACACAAAAUGUCCAAUCAAUUCCCGAUUUUAAUACGCUCAAUUGGCAACCUUGGCCUUGCUCUGUUGACUCAGAAUCUCCCCAUAAAAUAUUAAUUCCACCAGGGAAUCGUUUAUUUAUUGAAUUUCGAUCAGAUUCCAAUUUAAAUAAUGAUGGAAAUGGAUUUAGAUUAGAAUGGGAUUGUGAAGAUAUUAAUGCUAUUUAUUUAUAA
Molecule: messenger RNA, 3424 nt
Organism: Meloidogyne enterolobii
Lineage: Eukaryota; Metazoa; Nematoda; Chromadorea; Rhabditida; Meloidogynidae
Source: the annotation of a GenBank genome assembly